Messenger RNA from Chrysemys picta bellii (western painted turtle), 2364 nucleotides. RefSeq names its product histo-blood group ABO system transferase 1-like. Gene Ontology annotation, molecular function: hexosyltransferase activity. Gene Ontology annotation, cellular component: vesicle; membrane; Golgi apparatus. Lineage: Eukaryota; Metazoa; Chordata; Testudines; Emydidae. The record is from RefSeq and is a predicted model, not a curated record. Gene Ontology annotation, biological process: carbohydrate metabolic process.
UGCAAACCCAUCAAAUCAGAAGUAGGCAAAAGUCAGUACAAAAGCUCAUCUGCAUUUCUAAGGCGUCCAUCACCAUGGCAUCUAGGUACCAAUAUAUCAUUUUAGAAGUAACCAACAGUCCUCCCUUGCUCCCUCACAAUUUUAGUUUGAGCUGCUCAUGUAUCAGGCACUAAAUCUAGAUGGCUUAAUUGAGGAAUAAAAUUUGAUCUGAUAGUAUCCCUUUAACUGAAAGUGUCAUCUCUAGAGAUGAAAAAAAAUUCCUAGCACCGUCCACAUUGGCAAUGUGCCUGUGAGAGAGCGGCAUGCUGCUUAGCCUUGCUCAGAGCAGGUGUGCUCCAAAAGGCAUGAUCACCUACGUUCUCCUGGGAGCAAUUUGGUGUGUGAAUGCAUGGUGUGUUGCAGGCACGUUAGGGGCACCAAGUCAUUAGGAGCCAGAUGUUUCUAGGGCGGACAAGGCCUCAAAGUGGCUCCCUGAGGCAUAUGACAGUCAGUUAAAAUCAGUACGGCAGAUCCUGUCCUGGGUUGUACAAGUGCUUUGGCAGAAAGGAAUCAUAAGUGUCUCACUCCAGCUGCAUCUGUGCCAGAUUCCUACCGAGGGCUUGAGGGAGCACAAGGAGGGCAAACCGCCACCGCAGCUGCUGGCACGUAAGAGCCAAAAGGAGCCUGCUCUGCAAACCAGGGCGUUUACCCAGGUCCCCAGCCCGUUAGCUCCUGAGGUGAUGAAUGCUGGGAGCGGCAGUAAGGCUCACCUAGCAGUACGCCCUCGCUCCCAGCCUGUCCUGACAUGCUUUGCCUUCCGCAGCCAGGGUGGCUCUAGGCCAUAUGUGUGGCGAAGUUUACUGUACCCGAGCAGCUUCCUCCUUAGUGAGAUUGCGUGAACCUGGUGAGAGUUUCCGUGAGCACGGAUUGCAGGACUGGCCUGAGUCAGAGCAUGUGGACUCUCAUAGGUUGGCCUCUGCUUGCAAACUGCCCAUCUAAUUACCAUGCAAUAAAUCAGUAACAAUAGGGAUAUGAAACAAGAGGUUUGGGCUACCGCUGCCUCUCUAGAGAGCUUGCAGCUCCCAGCUUCUUAAGGCUGUUCCAGUCCACGGCUGUCAGCAAUAAGCUCCGCAAUUCCUUCUUCCUCACACUCCUUCCUCCGGGAGUAAUCGGGUGCGCGAUGGACAAGGACCAAGGGAAAACAAGAGGGAUCAAAGGCUAUUUUAGAAAGCGCCAUGUUUAUGUCAUGGGUUGCACCACGCUGCUGUUCAGCACUGUCUAUGUUUGGUAUACGUCCAAUGGUACCGAAAGCAAGGUCGCCUACAUAACGAGAUUGAUGUACACAAAGCCACAGAUUCUAAAGCCAUCGAGAAGUGACGUCCUUACGAUGACUCCAUGGUUUGCUCCAAUAGUUUGGGAAGGGACCUAUAACUCCGAGAUCCUGAAUGAGCAGUUCCAACGAAGGAAUGUCACUGUUGGACUGACAAUGUUUGCUAUCAAAAAGUAUGUAGUCUUCCUCAAGAAGUUUUUAGAAACUGCAGAGAUGUAUUUUAUGGUUGGACAUAGGGUGAACUAUUACAUUUUCACAGACAGACCAGAAGAAGUUCCUAAAGUUGCGCUCAAAGAAGGAAGGAAUGUAGUGGUUCUGCAAGUCCAAAACUACCCUAGGUGGCAAGAAAUCUCUAUGCGACGAAUGGAAUUGAUCAGCAACUUCUCUCAGCAGCGGUUCAUUAAUGAGGUCAGCUACCUAGUGUGUGUGGAUGUAGACAUGAGGUUUAAUGACCAAGUUGGAGUGGAGAUCCUGAGCAACUUGUUUGGCACACUACACCCAGGUUUCUAUGCUGCAGAGCGUCAGUCUUUCACCUACGAACGUCGACCUGCUUCUCAAGCUUAUGUGCCCAGCGAUGAGGGUGACUUCUACUAUGCUGGAGGCUUUUUUGGAGGAACAGUAAUGGAGGUUUACAUGCUGACCAAGAAAUGCCAUGAAGCCAUGAUGGUGGACAAAGCCAAUGGAAUUGAGGCAAUCUGGCACGAUGAGAGUCACUUAAACAAGUAUUUUGUUUACUACAAACCAACCAAAAUACUUUCUCCGGAAUACCUGUGGGAUGACAAUAUGGGUAGGCCAGAGAUCCUUAAGAAAAGAAGGUUUCUUGCUCUACCAAAGAACCAUGCUGCAAUCAGAAAUAAAUGAAUAAAUGGUAUCUGUGCAAUGGGGUUUGCAGGUUGUAACUGAGAGGGGAAUUUUUGUCCUUAAAGUCACUUGUAGAAGGGAAUUGAAGUGGCUUGAACAGAAAUGUUGGAAGAUUUUCUCCCUCACAACAAGGUCUAUUCAAUGUAUUUCCCUGUAGUGGGUGUUCUAAUUGAAAAUGGGAAGAUCAGGUAAGG